AUGGAAAAUGAAGAAGCAGAAAGAGCCUACAGAGAAGCAAAUAAAGAAGCGAAGAGGUCAGUAGCACAAGCGAAAGCUAGAGCAAGGGAAGACAUGAACGAUAAAUUGGAAACCAAGGAAGGUGAGAAGAGGAUAUUUGCACUAGCAAGACAGAGAGAGAAGUCAACAAAGGAUUUUACGCAUAUCAAGCAGGUUAAAAAUAAGGAAGGAAGAGUUCUAAUUGAUAACAAUGAAGUAAGAGAGCGAUGGAAAGAAUAUUUCAAGGCACUUUUGAAUGAGGAAAACGCAAGAGGAGUAUUGGAGGAUGGGGAACCAAAUGACAGGAGAACAACAGCAGUUUCAAGGGAGGAAGUCAAACAAGCAUUGAGGAGGAUGAACGAUGGGGAGACAACAGAGCCGGAUAACAUACCUGUAGAGGUGUGGAAGAGUUUAGAAGAGGAAGGACUUGAGUGGCUGUGCUGA
Messenger RNA from Scylla paramamosain (green mud crab), 462 nucleotides. RefSeq lists its product as uncharacterized. The record is from RefSeq and is a predicted model, not a curated record. The coding region runs from base 1 to 462 and encodes 153 amino acids. The transcript has a single exon. Lineage: Eukaryota; Metazoa; Arthropoda; Malacostraca; Decapoda; Portunidae.